Saccostrea cuccullata (small rock oyster) is the source of this 825-nucleotide messenger RNA. RefSeq lists its product as uncharacterized. The record is from RefSeq and is a predicted model, not a curated record. Bases 1 to 825 code for a protein of 274 amino acids. The transcript has a single exon. NCBI's taxonomy places the organism in Eukaryota, Metazoa, Mollusca, Bivalvia, Ostreida, Ostreidae.
AUGUCUCCGCCUCCAAAAAUCCUUUCCAACAUCGACGUCAACCUUGCUGGAGGUGGGGCCACCAUGUCAGUAGGCCUUUUGGGUCCUCUGAACAUUGAGAUAGGGGACAUGCGUCUUAGGCAUCCGGUGUAUAUGGCACCCCUACAGGACGAUAUGCUCAUUGGCAUCGACUUUAUGCAGGAAAAUGAAGUGCAGUUGCAUUGCGGAGCUGGUGAACUAAGGGUAGGGGGCAGCAUGACUAUACAAGCUAUGCAUAAGGCUAACACAAACUCAGUUCAGGGUGUCACAGUCCGGCGAGUACGUUUACCUCCUUUGUCUGUGGGGGUUAUCGAUUGCAAUAUAGAGAAGGAGCUACCUGAUUUCAUCCUAGAACCGACAAAUAACUUCCCGGUCGGUGUCUCCCCAUCCCGCACAUUCAACCAGACGGGGAAUAAGGGAAAAUUAUGUCUCAUAAACAUGACUCCGCGAAGUCAUAUUUUUCGCGCAGGAGAACCGCUGGCCACAGCUUUACCUGCACAUGAGGUGGGGCAACCAUCCACAUCUGUGCGACAGGUGAGUUCAGAGGGCCAGAUAGAGUCCCAGUCACAUAUUCAGACUCUGUUGGAAGAUAUCCGCACUCAUGCCCCACCCGAGGUGCGGGAGGAGGCAUUACAAUUGAUCAAUGAGUAUGCCGAUGUCUUCGCCACAAGUGACUUAGAUUUGGGGAAUUUCGAUGCCUUAGAGCACCGGAUCGAAACUGGAACCGCGCGACCUGUGAAGCAAAGGAUGCGACGCACACCUGCCGUUUUCCAGGGGGAAGAAGAGGGCACCUGGAUAAGAUGUUAG